Messenger RNA from Colletes gigas, 2412 nucleotides. RefSeq lists its product as uncharacterized. Bases 269 to 2161 code for a protein of 630 amino acids. The transcript is spliced from 3 exons. The record is from RefSeq and is a predicted model, not a curated record. Gene Ontology annotation, molecular function: hydrolase activity; ATP binding; DNA binding. Lineage: Eukaryota; Metazoa; Arthropoda; Insecta; Hymenoptera; Colletidae.
ACGAAGUUAACCAGUUCUUUAUAAGAAUUCGUAAACGUAGUAUCGACUUUAGUGAAAUAUUAUUUUCAUUAUAAAUUACAUCUGUGCUGUAUAUGAAUUUUAUUAUCAUUGCUGCACUUAUUUGAAGUAAUUUUAUUAGCAAUCAUUGUUCUACAAUUGAAACCAAGCUAAUAUAACCACUUUUAAUUCUUUACAUCAAGAAUAUAAAUGUAGAUAAAUAUCCAACGAGUUCUAUGCGAAGACAUAAUUUUUGGAGAAAGAAGACAUCAUGAAUAAUAAUAAGAAUGAAGUUCUGAAACUGAAUUAUGAGCAACAGGUUGCAUAUAAUGAACUACAGGAAUUGCUCGAGAAAAAGCAGAUUAUCUUAAUUGAUGCUCCAAGCGGAACUGGUAAAACUUUUAUGUUGUCUAUUUUGGCAGCGUCAUAUUAUAAUUACAAUCGGAACAUAAUAGCACCAGUACAGUUUAUUACUUUCACACGAAAUCAGGCUAGCAAAAUUUUGUUAAAAAAAUUUGAUGCGUAUACUUAUGUAUCUUAUAGUAUGCGUAACUUUCGUUUGUCAUAUCAUUUUGUGCCUAAUAUGUUCCAAAAAAAUGAUAAUAUCGUUGGAGUACUUUAUCAGCUAAUUACAUAUGCCAAAAGCUACGUUCAUGUCGCUAAUCUUGUAAAAGUGAUUAUUUUGGAUACAUACACUAUAGCCUCACCGCUGCUGUUAAUUUUGCUGUGUAUAGUAUCGUUCAAAAACAAUAUAAAAUUAAUUUUUUCUGGAGAUAAAAUGCAGCCUGGUGCUGUUCCCUCUUGUGCACUCUACAACAAAAACAAUUCAUACAUUAUAGAUAUACUUAGUGAUGACAGAAUAGACAUAUUAAGCCCAAACAUGCGGUCAUCUGACAACAACUUUACACGUAAACUAUCACGUUUUCGUGAAAAGUUUGAGGACUACAAGUCUGAAAGCGAUGUUCCUUUUUAUUUCAAUUUGCGAUAUUUACUAUACUGCCUUUUUCGAUCGAAAUAUUUCACUGAAGAGCGUUUUGAUACUGUUUACAUGGCUCAGUAUCAUUAUGACAUUACGCUUCGUUCGUAUCGUUUAAUAGAACACUUGAAAUCUAUUAAAAAAGACUACGUUGUAGAACCAUUUUAUCUAAGUAACGGUAAAAUUAUACCUAUGGAAAACAAUAAGAAAAAUAAAUUUUUACCUGGUUUACUUUUGGUAAAAGAUUGCCAAUAUGUACAUAUAAACGAAAGUGGCGAGCACAACAUUGUUCGUCUGGAAGAAAUGAUCUAUAAAGACUACAAGUUGCACUCUCUUGUUGUUCGUUCCAUAAACGACAAAUAUUCUAGUUCAGAGAUAGUUGAACGUUGUAAUCUUUGUCAUUAUCAAAUUCUACCUUCAUAUCGUGAGUGGUUACUGGAUCGUGCUGGUUCUUCACAAACCUUACGGCAAUUCCCUUUGUACAUAUAUUCGUUGACGUACCACUCAAGUAUAGGACGUACAAUCAGGAACGAGGUAGAAUUUAAUACCACUACUAAUGUAGUAGGUCAGUCUGUUACUGCUAACGCAGUUUACGUUGGUCUUUGCUGUAUGACUGAAGAAUCUAACAUACAUAAAAUCCAUGCUGGAGACGAUCUUCUAAGCUUUGUGGUGACAGAAUAUAUGGAAAAUGAACGAAACGAUAAAGAAUUUUAUUACCGUUGUCCGCCAAAUAAAGAUAGCGAUCAAAUUCUGGAAUACGUUUCUCUAGCAGGCAGAAACGAAUUCAUAGAUCAAAUUAAUUGGUGCACUGUGACUUCUACAAAAUCUUUCGAAAAGAAACCAUGUGUCACUUACUUACGUAUACAACGUAACAAGUAUAAAAAACCAAAAGAAGAAAAGAAAGAAACAUUGUUAAUGGAAGCUGCAAAAUUUGUUAAGUGUAAUAAAAAUGUGAUUCUCGAUAUAAUUAAAGCAAUACCUAAUGAACAUUCCAGUGAAGCUGGGAAAAAGAAAAAAACAACGGAAAAUCACAAAGAAUCUAUACCUGAAAAAGAUUCCAGUAAAGCUAAGAAAAAGAAAAAGAAAACGAAAACGACAGUGGAGGAUUACAAAAACUCAGAGGCAUAUAUUUUGUUAAAAAAUACAUAUGAUGAUUGGGUUUCUGGUAACAAAAAAAAUGAAGAAUAAGUUUUAGAUUACCUCUAACAUUAUUAAUAUUAACUUUGUGAACGUGUUUUGAUAACAGCUGCGAAAAUAUCUAAUAAAAGAUAUAUGGUCCAAUUUAGAAAAUUAAACAUAACUAUCAUAAGGCUGACUAAAGUCAAUGCAAGAUUAUAUACCGAUCAUUACAAUGGAUCCUCAAUAUCGUACAUUUGUUUGAAACAUUUUUCUAUAUCAUGCAUAGUUUUUGAGAUACUUCUACGUUUUUAAAUAAAACG